AUGGCUCUAUCCAGAUCUCAAGACCCUGCCUGGUGCUUGGAACCUCCCAUCCCCAUGGUCCCUGCCUCUUCAUCCUCCUCCUCCCGGGAGGGGGAGAUUUCUGGGAGCCCAGGAGUCUCUGGUGGGCUUCCCUUGGAGAAGGUGAAGCGGCCCAUGAACGCCUUCAUGGUGUGGAGCUCCGCACAACGCCGGCAGAUGGCGCAGCAGAACCCAAAGAUGCACAACUCGGAGAUCUCCAAACGCCUGGGUGCUCAGUGGAAGCUCUUAGGGGAAGAGGAGAAGCGGCCCUUCGUGGAGGAGGCCAAGCGGUUGCGGGCCCGGCACCUGCGCGACUAUCCUGACUACAAGUACCGGCCCCGUCGCAAGACCAAGAGCUCAAGCGCCGCCCCACCCCACUUGGGCCAGGGAAGUGGUGGCCCAGCUGGUGGUGGGCGGAUCUGGGGCUCUGGAUACCCGACCACUCAGGGAAGCAGAGGCUUUGGGUACCAACCCCCCAACUAUACAACCACCUACCUGCCUAGCAGUUACAGUUCUCGAAGUAAACCGGAGGCCCCCACGCUGUGUUCCUUCCCUCAGAGUAACCCCAGGCUCCAAGGCGAGCUGCUGCCCCCUUAUAAUUCCUACCUGGCCCUGGCCUCUCCCACUCCUUACAACCCUCCGCUCUCAGGGGCUCUCAUGCCCCUGGCCCACCUUUAA
This is a messenger RNA of Suncus etruscus (white-toothed pygmy shrew), 696 nucleotides long. RefSeq names its product SRY-box transcription factor 15 (gene SOX15). Gene Ontology annotation, molecular function: RNA polymerase II cis-regulatory region sequence-specific DNA binding; DNA-binding transcription factor activity, RNA polymerase II-specific. The transcript is spliced from 2 exons. NCBI's taxonomy places the organism in Eukaryota, Metazoa, Chordata, Mammalia, Eulipotyphla, Soricidae. The coding region runs from base 1 to 696 and encodes 231 amino acids. Gene Ontology annotation, biological process: cell differentiation; negative regulation of transcription by RNA polymerase II; positive regulation of transcription by RNA polymerase II. The record is from RefSeq and is a predicted model, not a curated record.